Messenger RNA from Porites evermanni, 4694 nucleotides. The record is from the annotation of a GenBank genome assembly. Lineage: Eukaryota; Metazoa; Cnidaria; Anthozoa; Scleractinia; Poritidae.
UUAGAUGACAUAAUCAAAGAACAGAGAAAGCUGAAAAAGAAAGCACAAAAGGCCAAGACACAGCAGCAGCUGCCGAGAAAGGGAACUCAACAACGACAAGGCAAGAAACAAGUUAAUCAGAAGCAAGGAAAACGUGUUGCUGUGAAACAGAACAAUCGGCAGAGACAGCAAGGGUCAGGUCAAGGUGCUCAAGGAAGAAAAAGAGGAUUAUCUAGGAAACAGAACAACCAGUCUGCACAGCAGAGAAAAGGUGCACAGGUCAACCAGUCUGGUCCUAAGGGUAUUAACAGAAGAAGGCAGAAUGCUGGUGCCCCUAAUAAGGGGACCGGAGGCCCCAAAGCUGCUGCUAACCGGCUAAGGAGCAAACAGGGAAUAAUCCAAAAGGUAAUAUUAGCCUACAUGGGCAAUUAACUUUAUGUCUGAACAGUGUUUAAAGGAUUUAAGAUUUCUUUAAAACCUUCUCUUAAAGGCUGACAGAUAAAUAAAAAAAUAAUCUAACUGUUCAUUGACUCCAAAAAUAGAAUCUCCAAGUGAGUCUUUUUGUAGAAGUAGAACAUGAUACAUUUUUUGCAUCAAAUGGAAACUCAGACAAAUCCAAGCCCCAGAUACCUCAGAUUUUUCCAAGUUUCCAUUUGAUGCAAAAAACGUAUCAUGUUCUAAAUACAGAAUCCUUUAUAUAUUUAUCCAACUGGAAAAAAACCGAUCUCAGUCAGCAACUUACCUGUAAUCGUUUUACUUAACACUUGCACUUUAAGCUUUGUAUUGCUUACCAUUGUGACCUUUCAAGAAUCACCUAAAAAUUCAUUUACUGCUUUCUUGACCAUUUGUUCUCCAAUUCUUGUUUGGACUUUAUAGAGGCUCUGCCAGGGUAAAUUCCGACAAGCGGCAUGGCCCAAAAAGUAGUGACAGUGCGUAAAAUGAAAUUGUGGCAAGAGACAACCUCCCUCAGCCAAAUUGCGACAGUGACGGCAAAGCCGACAAUAAGCGACAAGCAUUUAUAAACACCAACACAAGACAUUUUGAAAUUCAGACAGACGACAUGGGACCCCCACCCCCCCCCCCCCCCCGCCCCCGUCCCCACUGUUAAGCCACAAAACACAAUUAUAAAUUUUUUAAACAAACCAUAUUUGUUUAAAUAAUAACAUAAAAAAAAAAAUUCAAACACACAAAAAACAAACACAGAGAAAAAAAAAUUGGGGAAAAGCACACCCCCCACACCACAAAUGCAAAAAAGGCAGAAAAAAGAAAAAAAACGAGACACAAGUAAAAAACACCACCCCCAACAGAUUUGAAAAGCAGCGCGAAAAAAAGGGGCCCCCCCCCCCCCCCCUGGCAGGGCCUCUUUAUAAGUGUUAAGCGCAAAAAUAUUAUUAUCAAUCUUUAACACUGAGCAUUUUUCAUACAAUCACAGGGUAAAAGAAUUCUUUCCAAAGCGAAACAGGUUCAACUCAACAGACGACCACUAAACAGACAGAACAGGCAAACACAACAGAAAGAUGCCAGGCUGAAUAUUUUAAACAAGAGAAGAGGAUUACAGGUAUGACUUAAGUGAACUUUGAAGCAAAAUAAGGUGUUUUGUUCACUUGUCAGGUCAGCAGGUUAACGGCAAACUCUGAAAUUUAAAGGCCAGCUUACAAUAAUUAUGGCCAAUCAUCAUAAUGAUCACAAGCGGUGAACCGUGAUACACAGAAACACAAAAUGGAUAGAAAAGAAAAAAAGCAUAAACUAUCAUGAUUGACAGCAACAAAGAAUGCAAAUGUCAAAUGGGGAUCAUUGUUGAAGAUAACAAUAAUCUUUUCUCAAAUUAAACCAGAAUUUCGAUGUCUCCAAAGAAUAAUUAGGGACAGGAAACUAAGGAAAUUUUGAGUCAAACUGGGUUAGACCACAACAUUUUGCUUUGUCGUCAUAGCUGUAUGUCUUUUUGGUGUGAAUAAGAACUGGUAAAUUGUUUUAUUUUUUUAAAAAAAUAACUUGUUAUAUUGAAUUGUCCAUAAUCAUAGGGGCCAUUGAAAGAAAAAAGACCAAACAAGGCUCAAAAUGCUGGUACCUCCAAACUCCAAAGAAUAAACAGGUAAUGGCUUUGUUUGGUGUCAGUAAUAAGUUAAAUAUUGCUGGUUUGUUUUAAUUUAAAUAUAAAAGCUAAUAAAUUAUUAUGUGCAAAACAAAAACCCAUUUUUAUUUGGUUUUUACAGGAGAGGAAAUGCAUCUCCUCAGCUUACUGUCUCCAUAAACAAUCCACGUGUAAGGUUGGUAGUUAUUAAAAUACACUGGUCUAUGUAGGUCUUGAAUGACAACCGAUCCAUUGUAUUUGUAAGGCUUGUGACGGCCAAUUUGAAGACCCAUUAUCUUUAUGCAGGGUUGUCAAAAGUAGCCGGCUGCCGGUGAAAAUCGCCACCUACUUGGUUAGUAUCAGCCGGCUACUCUGCUUGGCAUUUCUUUACAGAUGCCUUUUUUUAAAUUAAUAUAUCCGUGGGCUGGCCGCUUACUUUGAAAACUCAGCUGUCUACUUCAAAACUUUCUGACAACCCUGUUAUGGCCACCUUUUUAGGUUCAGUUGUUCAUGGAAUUACCACUAUGUAGCAGUGGUAUAAAUAGGACAUAAAUAAUCAAGAAUGAUUGACAUUCUUAGGAUAACAAGAGCACCACAGUGGGAACAAGUAACAAACCAACUUACAAAUCAGAGCAGGAGUAGAAGAUGGAGAGGAAACAAAGCAUCUAUUGAUACAGGGGAUCUGAGAAUUUCAGUCCCAAAUAAUUUACACCAAGUAAGUUUGUUCAAAAUUAUUUGGCACAGAACAUGGGUUGCCAACCAAUGUUUGCAAACCUCCGAAGAGGUGCAUUGAAAGUUAGAAGUAUUUGGAAAGGGAUGUGCCGCUGGAACCUUGGAACCUUUAGUUCACUAGAUCUGGUUUGGCUGAAUUUUGCCAGUCUAAACUAGACUAAAUUCCCAAAUUUAAAAAGUAUCCUAGAAUUGCUAUUUUCCAGAAAUUACUGAGAUGGACUUUCUUUGAUAUUAAACUGAGUUGCAUGUAAAUUAAGAUGUGGACCUUUUGCACUCUUGGUUAGCAUCAGAGCCUAAAUUUGCUGGUAAAUUGUCUCCAUAGAUUUCUAUAAAUUUUUUCUCCAUUGAUGUGGCGUCAAAAAAUGUUGAAAAGAAAAAGGCCUUACCGGUACUUCCGGUUGAUGCGCUUCACUCAGUAAGACCUUUAGUUAAGCUUCCUAAUAAUAUUAGUUAACCCAUGUUGUGGUUUUACCUUCAGCCUCUGAAAACACUUUACGCUGCUGGUUUUAAAUCCCAUACAGAAGACUCAGCUUUUGGCAAGGUACGAACACAACGAUUACAUGUACUUAGCUGGAUAAGCCUGGUGCCAUUAAUUAAGUUAGAUGAUGGUGGUAGAGGACAGAGGGUGGGGGCCUAGGAGAUAAGGGGGCGGGAGAGAUUCAAAAGGCAGGAGACGAUAGGGAGAGGUGGGAGGGUAGGUAGUACGUGAAAUAGCAGGGAAUUAUGCAAUAUUGAAAAGGGGCUAAAAAAAGACAGCCAAGAAAAAGGUGGUGGAAGCUGAUCGUAAAAAGUAUGGAAAAAGGACAUGUGGAAACCCCUGUCCCCCCUCCUUUCCCCUAUGAUAAGAUAAGUCUAUAAAAGAAAUUUGUGGUGCUCUGAAAUUAAAAUGACUUCACAAAUUAUCCUUCCCCUCCACAUUAAAAAAAUAAUAAUAAUAUAGUGAUAGUCUGUUGACAGGUUUUUUUUAGACUUAAAAAUAUAAGAAAGUGCCCCAUAAUCAAACUAAUGGAAAAAGUCCCAAAUUUUGUAUUGUUACACGUGUAAGCAUGUUUUCAGACUGAGAUAGCGUUUUUAUUCAGAUGAUUGCAUCAAUAAAAUCAUUUCAUUCACAGAGUCAAAAGUUAGAAUCACAAGCUCAGUUGCUAUAAAACCAGGCAUAAUCUUCAUGAAGAAUACCAUUAACUAGUCUUGCCUAAUUGACAAAAAAAAUUAUGAAGAAAUUUGCUAUACAUUGUUUUUUAUUUCUCUCUUGUUGUUGUUUUUUUUUUGUCUUUUUUUGCAGACGUUUGCUACACUUGAUGAAAGGUUCUCGAGCAUACCACAAACCCGUCGAGUUGGAACAAUAUUCAUUGAUUAAGUCUUUCACUUACAGUAGUAAUGUUGGUCAGUUAAAAAAAAAAAACAGAAAAUACCAAUCAAACCACAUUAUUAGAAAAGUGAAAAAAAUGAAGGAGUCUGUUAAGUACUCAUAGGCUAUCUAUUUAGGAGUUAUUAACACUGUAUGUGAAAAAAAAACUGUACCAAAGAGAGGUGAACCUACUGCUCAACAACUGCUCGGCAGCUUUCAUUAUUUUGUAAUUAGUUGUCACACCUCAGGAUUUCAUCUGUGAAGCCAACAUUUAAAACCACUCUAUGUAGUUUGGGGAGUAAAGCCCUUUACCAAAUGGUUGAAAUUGUUAAGUUAUUUUAUGUUUAAAACAAUUUUAAUUGAAUUUAAUAUUUUAUGAUCAAACAGGUAAUUUUAAUGAACAUUAAAAUAGCCAGUAAAAACAUAUUGAGUCGAGUGUAUUGUUCCUGGGCAUUUUAAGACUGUUGUUACUGGGCCAUUGUAGCUAAAUCAGAAAUAAAACACAAACAGGGGUGAUCUGCUUGAUUAUAAAUGCAUACAUUUUUAAAACAACUUGACGUUUUG